This is a messenger RNA of Aegilops tauschii subsp. strangulata, 750 nucleotides long. RefSeq lists its product as uncharacterized. The record is from RefSeq and is a predicted model, not a curated record. NCBI's taxonomy places the organism in Eukaryota, Viridiplantae, Streptophyta, Magnoliopsida, Poales, Poaceae.
AUGUCAUCAACCGAGAAAACCAAUGCUGCCGGCGGCGACAAGCUAAGCAUGAAGCUGCUGGUGAACAGCAAGUCCCAGUGCGUGCUGUACGCCGAGGCCGGGAAGGACGUCGUCGACUUCCUCUUCUCCCUCCUCACGCUGCCGCUGGGCACGGUGGCCAAGCUGAUCGCCGACGACAACCCCGCGGCCGGCUCCGUGGUCAACCUCUACAGCAGCGUCGACAGGCUCGACGACACCUACAUCUGCCGCGACAACGCCAAGGACGACCUGCUCAGGCCCGCCGGCGGCUGCGAGAGCGGGAAGCUGCUCCAGCUUCCGGAGGCAAAGGCGCCGCAAACCACAUUGCAAAUCUUCCGCUGCACCGGCACAUACUCACCCAACUGCAGGAGCUACGUGACCAUGGCAAGUGGGACGCCGUGUGGAAGCUGCGGCGCAAGGAUGACGACUUGGGCGCAGCUUGUUGGCUCCGUCGGCGGCGCUGGGUCGCCUGCUGCUGCGGCAGGGGCCGCCGCCGGGUUUGUGCAGCGGAUCGUGACGUACACGGUGAUGGACGACCUCAAGAUCGCGCCUAUGUCCACCAUCUCCGGGAUCACCAUCCUCAACACCUUUGGCAUCACGGACAUCGGCUCUCUCCAGGAGAAGACCGUGCAGCUUGGCUACGCCGAGGGUUUGGAUAUGCUGAAGGCGUCACUGCAGACGGUUCUCACCGACGUCUUCCUUGGGAAGAAGCGGAAGGCCUCAAGCCCUUGA